CGGGGCGGCCAACUGCCGCGGCUUAGCGCGCGGCGCUUGUGGCCCGCGGCGGAGGCGGCUCAUGGCGAGCCCGGCUCUGAGCGGCUCCGUGGAGCGUCUGAAGCGCCGCUACCUGCGCGGGGAGCCGGGGCCCGCGGGGGGUGCCAGCCUUUACAUCAGGGUUGUCAGUCUGCCCCUCCUCAACCAUGGAUGCGCGUUGAUGGUUCUCUGAUGUCUAAGUCUCUUCAGUUUCUUCACUCCUCCUCCCUUGGCCAUCUGGUUUCAGCAAUGGCCUUCACACCUUAUCUUUUCCUGAUGCAUGCAUUCCUCAUUCACACAAACAGUUCUUUACAGAGACCUUCAAAAGGUAACUUGGACAGUUCAUCAGAUAAUUCAGUUAUUCCUUUGUCCAUAAAAUCUUCACAAUCAAAAAAUACCCACCGUGGAAGAAAGCACUAUAGCAAACCUCUUAGUGACUUGUUCAAGAGUUUCAAAAACUUGGAUUGCUUUGAUGAUGAGCUGGAUUCGCUCUAUGAUUCAAGUCAGCUAGAACUAGAGGAAGAGGUCAUUGUAAAUGUCUCUGCAACUGAUGCAGUUCCAAAUACAGUCACGUACACAUAUACAGAAACAGAUGUCACCCUACCAUCCAAUUUGGCUCCAAACACAGAAACUUGUAGUGAUCAUGAUAUCAGUAGUGGUCUGGUUAGGAAGACUGCGAGCAAGCCUGAAACUCAAGUAUUGAGUGGUCGAAGAUUAAUACCAUCUCACAUCAACCAGAUUUAUGAUGAGCUAUAUGUCAUACAUCAGAAACUGCAGCAAGAAAAUUCAGCACAGCAGGAGUAUGCUCUGCAACUUCAGAAACGAGAACAUUUUUUAGUUGAAAGAGAAGCAUUGCUUUUCAGACAUGAAGCUGCUUUGACUAAGAUAAGAGGUGUUGAAGAGGAAGUUCAUGCAAAAUUUCAGAUUAUAAAGGAGCAACACGAGGCAGAAGUUAAACAGCUGUCAGAAACCUUGAAAGAGAAGACUAAAGAAAGCAAGAGGCUCAAAUCAUCAUUUGACACCUUGAAGGAAAUGAAUGACUCUUUAAAAAAGCAGUUAAGCGAUGUAAGUGAGCAGAACAAGAAGAUGGAAGUUCAAGCAAGAAAAGUACAAGCACGUUUAGAGAAUUUACAAAGGAAGCAUGAAUUUUUAACAAUACAGAAAUCUAAAGAUGUUUCUCAAGCAAUGCAAGAAAUUAAAUCUGUGAAGCAGGAAAAAAUGGCAACAACAUCAAAAAUUUGUAAGGUACCACUUAAUUCACAUGUUUAUGAGCUUUUAAGUGUUCUUAUGGACUGGAUCUCAGAUCAAUUCCUCAAAGUGAAAAUAGAGGAAGAAGAAGGAGACAAUCACAAACUAAUGUACACCCACAAAAAUUACACACAAGAAAAGUGUGCAAAGCUUUUACCUAUCGUUGCUGAACAACUCCAGUGGAUGCCAUUUGUGAACCCUAAACUACAUAUGCCUGUAAUUAAAUUUAUUUACUGGGCUAUAAGGCAGCUAGACUGUGGGACACAGCAUUCAACUAUGACAUCAACUAUGAGGAGGCUCGGUGAAGACAUAUUCAAAGGCAUAGUAACUAAGGGAAACCAACAUGGCUCUUCUGAGCAGUCUGCUGAAAGUAAACCAAAGACAGCAGCUUUCUUUAAGAGUUCCAUUUUACCUUUGAGAUUUGUAUCAACUUUAAUUGUACUCAAAACAGUAACACAAGCUGAUUAUCUGGCUCAGGCAUUUGAUUCCCUUUGCGUGGACUUGAAGACAGAUGAAGGGAAGGCCUUGUUUUUGGAGUACCAAUCUGUGCCUGUUAUAUUAAGUCACUUAAGAAUAUCCAGUAGAGGUCUGCUUUCCAAUGCCAUUGAUGGUUUACUUCAGAUGACAAUGGAAUCUGGUUUUCUGCAGCCUUUCCUAGAAGCCUGCAGCAGUGUGUCCUUUUUCCGUACUUGUUCUGUGUUGCUUCGAAAUCCUAAACUCGAUCUACUGAUACUGGAAAAACUCAGCAUUAUACUGCAAAAACUCUCCAGAAUCAAGGCUGUGUCUCUCCCCUUGCACUCCCCCCACCACUUGAUCUACUACCCAAUCCUUCUUUCACAGCUGUGAAAACUUGCUUCAUCUAUUCCUUAAAGUUUCCUUGGACUACAUUUAAAAGCCAUUUAUCUGUGGGAAAGGAUACUUCUGCAUGGGAUCAUGUUUAUUUUUAUCACAACGCAGCAAAACCAUAGCAGCUUAGAGAGACAGCCAUUAUCACUGACAAUGUAAAGAAUCACAUUCGUGGAAUAUAAAAUACAACACACAUUUUGGUUCCAUAAAAAAUGUCAGUCUCUCCAGAACAGUGAUUUUUGAAAUUCUCUUCCCGUACUUGAAAGUAAUCCAAUGAAUUUUUGUCACUGACUAAUUUUAUAUGAACAUCUUUUGCAGAAGUAAUAAGAAGAUGUUUGAAUUGUUUACUAUUCAUCUAAUGAUCCAAGAGCUGCAGAGGACAACACAUCCAAAUCAUGCUUUUCUCUGUAUUAACCUCAAUUCAAUUCUCUUUAAUUUGGGUUUAACAAAGAGCAACUCUCUUAUCUCCAGUCUAAGCACAAGUCACUAACUAACUGUAUUUUAUUAUGGUUUAUGUUCUGUAUAAUUUGUACAAACAAGAUUAUAUUUAUUUAUAAAAACUAGCAAAAGAUAGUGCAAACUAGCUAACAAGAACAUCAAUAGCGCAUUUACUACUACUUGGGUUAGAAUUUGUCAUGUUACCCUCCCUUAUAAUCAGUGUAUUCAUUGAAAGAGAAGGUGGGAAAUUGCACAAUCUUCAAGAGGCCUUCUUUGUUUUUAAAUUUUUAAUUUAGCUGAAAUAUACUUCAGGGUUAGUGCUGUGCUGUUCUAGAAAACUGACCUGUUCAACACAACUGGCACCUGCUUGCUAGGCACACCACUAGUACCUACUUUCCUCACGAAGUUGUGAAAUAUGAGUUAACCUUAAAAAUUAAAAAUCUUCAGUGUUUUACCAACAUUUAUUAUUGUUUUUUUAUUUGUACAGGUGGCACAUAACAUGGAAACAUUAGUCUUUUUGCAAAUGUAUUUCAGGAAAAUGAUUGUUUUAAUUUACUGAAGUCAAAUUUUGAUGAAAUUGAACUUGGUGUAAAUUAGGUGUAUGUUGAAUGAGAAACUUUCUCUGGUCUGCGAUAUCCAGUAUUUGCAGGAAUUGUUGUUCACUGUUUUCUCUUUUCUUAUAUGUAUUUGCUGUACAUUGCUGUGCUUUAUUAACUCAUGAAACUGGUUUUGUAUUUUUUUAUGGAUUUUGAUUGUAAUAUAGUCUCUGAAAAUAUAAAGUAUUUCUUCAAAUUUUUGGAAUAAUACUACUACAAUUAAAAGCCAUAAUCUUUUAAUAAAACGAAUCCAUUUCCUAUUUUAUUAAUUUCCAAAAGGGCCCUAGUCAAGUCUCCUGCUUAUGCAUGCACUUUUCCAUACAUACUUUUCAAAGACUAACAGCCAAUUAAUUGUCAUUAAUAAGCAUAGGUAUUGGUACUCAAAGUACAUAUGUACACAAAAUGAGUCCCAACAAGUCUUUCAUUUCUAAUGUUUGUGUUUUGAUUAUGCCAUUCUGUGGAACUACAUGAUAUAUUCUUCGCAACUUCUUGUAAUUAUAUAAUUGAAGCUGUGAUUAUAAUUUAAGAACCUGCUUUAUAAUAAGUCUGUGUUUGAUUAACUCAGUCCAUGUGAAACUUCAUACAAGAUUAGUUUUAAUGCCCUUUGAGUUUUCUGUGCAGUUUUUGUUUGGUUUCUUACUACAAAGUCUUUGAAUUAGGGCUCUGACAGAAAUAUUUCUGUUGCAGUCUGACCUUUUGUUGACAAUGUUUUUAAAGACAUCAUUCUACACCAAAUAUGGUAGACAGGAAAUCAUGAGUGUAUCUAUUGCAACAUAUAGUUUAAAAAAAGGGGGGGGGGGACUUCAGAUAACUUUUAGCUAUUAUUCAUCAUAGCUGAAAGUUUGUGUCAGUGAUUGCUGAUGGAUUAAAUCUUUGAAUAAAAACUUCUCCAGCA
Messenger RNA from Chelonia mydas (Green sea turtle), 4041 nucleotides. RefSeq names its product coiled-coil domain containing 138 (gene CCDC138). The record is from RefSeq and is a predicted model, not a curated record. Bases 190 to 2112 code for a protein of 640 amino acids. NCBI's taxonomy places the organism in Eukaryota, Metazoa, Chordata, Testudines, Cheloniidae. The transcript is spliced from 15 exons.